AUGCUUCAGCUGAUUCCCGCAGUCAAAAUCGCAUCUUGGUGUUUAACGGCGCUCUCCAGCUUCUACCACUGUUUCCACGGCUUCUUCGUCUCCGAUCGCUCCGAAGAUCUCCGUAACUUCCCUCUCACUGGGGUUUUCUCCGCUUUCUCUAAUCCCAACUUCUUCUUCGUCCGGAUUAUUUGA
Molecule: messenger RNA, 183 nt
Organism: Eruca vesicaria subsp. sativa (arugula)
Lineage: Eukaryota; Viridiplantae; Streptophyta; Magnoliopsida; Brassicales; Brassicaceae
Source: the annotation of a GenBank genome assembly